AUGCGCGUGCAGAAGAACAUUAAGAAGACGGAUCUCGAGGAUCUCCGGUCAGUCGUCUCUUUCGCAGGGGAUGAGUUCGAGCUCGACCUGUACCACCCCGUCGGGGGGCUGGCCACCGGGUCCAGCGGGCUGUUCCUCUGGAGCCGCAGUGGGCGCCUCACGAGAGAGCUCCAAGAUUCGCGACGCGGGGUGGCCAGCAUCCAAGAAGUGGAGGUCUGCGGAGCUGUCAACGCAGAGUACCUGGACGAGGCCUUGUCGGCUGGCGUGGAGCUGGGUGUGACAGGCUUCCAGAGGACGUACACUGCUAGCGUCUUGGAGGCGCAACUUCUUCGGGACUCAUCCCUACAAGAGCCACGGUCCCGUGUCACGAUAAUGACAAGGGACGGCAGGUCGCAGGUGCCGGGCAUGGUAGAGAAGUGCGGCUACAAGGUUGUGAGCCAGAAGCGGACCCAGGUGGGUGGUGUGUCUCUUGGCGACCUUGAGGUCGGUCAGCUGCAGGCAGCCACCGAGGAUGAAGAGGUCUGGGCCUGCCAGCUGGCAGGCCUGCCGGCAUCGGAGUAUCCUGAGACUUCUCGGCCACCCGAAGCCGAAGACAAGGACGUGCGUGCACCGCGCGAGGGACAGAGAAGAAGGGGCAGGAGGCCUCGAAGGCAGAAGCCUGCCGAACGGAAGUCCGGGCGUGCAGCGUGA
Symbiodinium natans is the source of this 690-nucleotide messenger RNA. The record is from the annotation of a GenBank genome assembly. Lineage: Eukaryota; Dinophyceae; Suessiales; Symbiodiniaceae.